Molecule: messenger RNA, 1407 nt
Organism: Trypanosoma brucei brucei TREU927
Lineage: Eukaryota; Euglenozoa; Kinetoplastea; Trypanosomatida; Trypanosomatidae
Exons: 1
Coding region: 1-1407 (468 amino acids)
Source: RefSeq, a predicted model, not a curated record
AUGACCGCCUCAGCGAGGGGAUCAGGUGUGAUUAAGGCAAUGGCUGGGGACGUUUUCAACACCUUUCAUAUUGUCGCACCUGAUGGCGAUGCUUUCAUUCCACCGUGCUUUGUUAUGGCAGCAGCACACGAGAUGGGUUACUAUCCCACUGCUCACUACUUGCAACAGGUCGUUUCCGUUACCACUGGGUGGUGUGGCCGCGUGACAUAUCCGUUAUUUCUUCAGAUGUGUGCUAUGCUCGAGGGGACGAGGGCGCUUGAUGACGCCACCAUAAAGUGCUACAGGGAUGCCUUUGAUGUUCGGGGCAAUGGGGAACUAAGCCGAACUGAAUUCCGCAUAAUCCUCGCGACCUCGGCUGCGUCAGAAUUAACAUCUUGUGAAGCAGAGGCUAUCAUAGACUUUUUGGAUCCUCACGGUACUAACAUCGUUAAGCUGCGUGACUUGGAGGAACUACUGAUGAAGUGCCUGGCCGUCGACGGGGAGCCUGUGGAUCCAGUCGUCUCGUCCAAGCGGUCGAGCGGCAGGUCCAGGUUUAUGGAGUCAUCGAGGAUCAGUGGACAGGACUUCCCACCUCAUUCUCGUUCAUCAGGUGCAACCGACAAGGGCAGAAAAACGGUUGUGGCGGAAUCUAAGAUGAGUGGUGACAGUUCGAGGGCAAGAGGGGCCCCACCGCACGCCACCGCUCCGCGGAGUCCCAGUACUUCUGCUGUCAGCGAGGCCCGUCAACCACUUGCUGAGGGGAGGAAGCGGGAGCCUUCACCCCUUCCAGGUGUGCUCGAGGGACUUGUUAGCAGUCAGGAGCGGACGUCCCGAGGCAUUGCGCCUCCCAAAACGACUGCUCCCUCUCCUUGUCUGAGCGGUGCCGUCACAAGAGCAACAAGUGUCGCACAUUUCGAAUCCCCCCCGUCUCAAGUUGUGUCGACAAAUCCGGGUUAUUCCCCACCACCGAUGGAGGACGCAAUGGAAUCACCCUAUGCUCCUAAUGCAUAUCAGCAGGGUUCCGCUGAAAUGCCGGUCGGAGCAUUGCACUUGGACCCGCAUUCUACAACGGCUGCCUUUUCGGCAUUUCCAGUUGCAAGGGAGAGUACGAGGGGCCCCGAGGGGACGCAGGAGUGGCCCCCGGGAUCCAGCGGCUUCACCGGCCGCACCAAUGAGACGCAUACCGGUUGGAGGGUACUGUCCAUUCCCUCCCUAGAGGAGAUGAGGGAUGUGACCACUGAGAACUCCCGUGUUGUCAGUCAGCGGAGCAACGCGCGGCAUUCUGGUGAGAACAUGCCUUCUCAAGACGGUGCAGCUUGUCGCGGCAGUGGCCGCUCAGUGGGAACGUAUACUGGAUCUGAUAUGGUGUGUGCAUCACUGCCUAAUCAGAGGCGUCCCAAGUCAUCGCCAUGCUGUGCAAUGUUUUAG